AUGGUCAAGCUUGACAUCAAUGAGACGUCGCAGUCGCUCGCCAUCUUUGGCGGGUACCUCGUUUUCUUCGGACUCGUGUCCUUCUACUUCAAGGAACGCCUCUACAUGUCUGAGGCGCUAAUGGCCUUCCUUGUAGGUAUCGCCUUUGGCCCCAUUGGGGCGGGCGUAUUCUCACCUAUCGACUGGGUACACGGCGACGAGCAUCAGCUCGACUACGUCACUUACCAGAUCUCGCGUAUCGUCAUGGGUCUCCAGGUCCUGUUUACCGGCCUCAACCUGCCGAUGAAGUACAUCUGGCGCCAGAAGCACAGUCUUUCAAUUCUCCUGCUCCCAGUGAUGACGACCGCGUGGUUCACCGUCGGUCUGCUGGUUUGGGGCCUCAUCCCGGGCAUGACGUUCUGCGAGGCCCUGGUCAUCGGUUCCUGCGUUACCCCGACAGACCCGGUACUAGCCAACUCCAUCUGCAAGGGCCGUUUUGCCGAGAAGUAUGUACCCCUCGGCGUCCGAAACAUUAUCCUGGCCGAGGCUGGUGCGAACGAUGGCUUGGGCUUCCCCUUCCUGUUCAUCCCCCUGCUCCUUAUCUUGCGGUACGAGCCCGGCAAUGUGGUCAGCACAGUCGGUGGCGCUAUUGGCCAGUGGUUCUACGACAUUGUGGUCUACCAGAUCAUCGUGUCAGUCGUACUUGGGAUCGUGAUCGGCUACGUCGCGCGCAAGGCUCUCCUCUACGCCGAGAAGCACCACUACAUUGAGCACGAGUCUUAUCUGGCCUUCUGCGUCGCCAUCACCUUCCUCACCCUCGGCAUCGUCGGGAUCCUCGGCUCGGACGACAUUCUGUCGUGCUUCGUCGUGGGCAAUGUCAUGAACUGGGACGACAGCUACCGAGAGGGUAGCGAGGGCCAGGCUUUCCAGGAAGUUAUCGACUGCCUGCUCAACAGUGGUAUUUUCCUCUUCAUCGGCGCCAUCAUGCCUUGGGACCAGUUUGGCAAUUUCUGGAGCAUUACUCCUUGGCGCCUUGUCGUCCUGGGCAUCUGUGUUAUGCUGGUCCGCCGCCUUCCUUGGGUUUGGAUGCUCGCCCUCUUCGCCGGCUACUUCGGCCCUAUCGGUGUCGGUGCGCUCUUCUACGCCCAGGUCGCCCUCCACUGGGUCCCUCACGACGCCCGUCCGCGCCUGUACGCUAUGGUGCUGCCCGUCGUCUACUUUAUCAUCAUGACCUCGAUCAUUGUCCACGGCAUCACGAUCCCGCUUGGCAUGCUUCUUCAGCGCUUGUUCGGCUUCGACCCCUCCAAGCUCUUUUCCGGCGGUCAUGCCGACUUGCUGGAUGCCAAGAGUCUCCGCGGGGUUCCUCCCGUCAGUGCCCUCCCUCAGCUCCCUAUCCACAGCAACACCUCGGCCCAAACCAUCGAGUGCACUGCCACCAAGGCCGUUGACGACUCGCUCCUCCAUGUGCCUGGCAAGCCCGGCUCAGUUAGCCAGAGCAACAUGAGCCACAUGGAGGGCAGUGAGACUACAUACGAACAGGACCACGUCCGCGGCUGGGGCCGUACCUCCAACGUCAGCGGGCGCAGCACGCCCGACCUCGGCCACCACGGCCAUGGUACGUGGCAUGUAUAA
This is a messenger RNA of Cutaneotrichosporon cavernicola, 1611 nucleotides long. RefSeq lists its product as uncharacterized. Gene Ontology annotation, biological process: regulation of membrane potential; sodium ion export across plasma membrane; intracellular potassium ion homeostasis. Gene Ontology annotation, molecular function: sodium:proton antiporter activity. The transcript has 7 exons. Bases 1 to 1611 code for a protein of 536 amino acids. NCBI's taxonomy places the organism in Eukaryota, Fungi, Basidiomycota, Tremellomycetes, Trichosporonales, Trichosporonaceae. The record is from RefSeq and is a predicted model, not a curated record. Gene Ontology annotation, cellular component: plasma membrane.